CUUCAUCCUGCUUCUUUUCUUCCUUAUUUUUGUUGUCUGUUCUUCUUUUUCUUCUUCUUCUUCUUCUUAUUCUCCUUCUUCUUGUUUUUAACACUUCCUCUGCAGUUUACGAUAGAAUGUCCCUCCACAAGAGCAAGCUCGCUUUCAUUGGCGGCGGCAACAUGGCCUCCGCCAUUAUCGGGGGUCUUAUCGCCCAGGGGGUUCCCAAGACUAAUAUCUGGGUUGCUGAACCCUGGGAUGUUAACCGUGAUAAGAUGGCGGCCCUGGGUGUUCAAGCGACCGCCUCUAAUGUUGAAGCUGGUGGCCAGGCUGACCUCAUUAUUAUCGCUGUCAAACCCCAGGUUGCUCAAGGCGUUUGCGAGGAACUCGCCGCUGCCUGGUCCAGCCGCGAUACCCUCCCUGUUGUGGUGAGUAUUGCUGCUGGUAUCACUUUGCAGAGCUUGCAGGACUGGCUGCGGACGGGGAAUAGCUCCACGGCACACACGAAGGAUGGCCGCACGGCGCACACGGUGCGUGUGAUGCCCAAUACGCCCGCGCUACUGGGUCAGGGCGCGUCCGGCGUGUUUGCCAGUGCAGAUGUCACGGCUGAGGAGAGGACCCUGGUCAAUGACCUGCUGGCAAGUGUGAGCCAGGCGACCGAGUGGGUGGAUCGGGAGGAGUUGCUGGACGUGGUGACUGGGCUAUCGGGAUCCGGCCCGGCCUAUUUCUUCGCGAUGGUAGAACACCUCGUUGCCAGUGCCACUGCUUUGGGUCUGUCCUCGGAGCAGGCCACCCGUCUCGCGGCGCAGACCUGUCUAGGGGCGGGCAAGAUGCUUGUCGAGUCCUCUGAUACCCCGACCAAGCUGCGUCAGAAUGUCACCAGCCCGAAUGGUACAACGCACGCAGCCCUGCAGACCUUCGAAGCAGAGGGGUUCCAGGAGAUUGUGGACAAGGCGGUUAAGGCGGCCACCAAUCGGGCGGCGGAGCUGGGGGAUAUACUGGCCAAAAAGUAGACUUACGAUUGACGGGUAUCAAUGAUAGCGCAGUACAUCCGGGUACAUGAACGGUGGAGUUGACGGUUUUAACAACAUUGUGCUUCACCAUCCGUAGAUGAGCCAUCGGUUGUAGGACGCCCACUUGGUGCCAAUGCUGGGAUAUCUGUAGGAUUCUAUGCCCAGUCUGGGCCGGUGACUCACGCCUCACAUGGUUCGGGUUGCUUGUCUUGAAUCGAGCUACGCGCCCGUACACCUACAUCUGCUCAAUAUCCAACCACGGUGAUAAUGACGACCAUGUCAGCACAGGGUGAGCUGACCCACUCAGAUCAGCCGUGGGGCUGAUGUGCGGACUUAGUGGACAUCCACGCACAUGGC
Molecule: messenger RNA, 1349 nt
Organism: Aspergillus candidus
Lineage: Eukaryota; Fungi; Ascomycota; Eurotiomycetes; Eurotiales; Aspergillaceae
Product: pyrroline-5-carboxylate reductase family protein
Exons: 2
Coding region: 117-992 (291 amino acids)
Biological process (GO): L-proline biosynthetic process
Molecular function (GO): pyrroline-5-carboxylate reductase activity
Source: RefSeq, a predicted model, not a curated record